GAUGUGAUUUAUUGAUUUACAGUUUUACUUUCAAGGAUGGCACAGAAGAAAUAUCUUCAAGCAAAAUUGACCCAGUUUCUAAGGGAAGAUAGAAUUCAACUUUGGAAACCUCCAUAUACUGAUGAAAAUAAAGAAGUUGGUUUGGCCUUAAAGGACCUUGUUAAGAAGUACUCUGACCGCCUCGAGUGCUGUGAAGAUGAAGUGGAGAACGCAAUAGAAGAGAUCCGCUGCAAAGCAGUUGAGCGCGGCACAGGGAAUGAGCACUACCGAGCAACCGGGAUUGCCACAAUCGAGGUGUUCCUGCCUCCCAGACUCAGGAGGGACAAGAAAAGUUUAUUGGAGACCCGCUUACAUGUCACUGGUAGAGACCUGAGGUCUAAAAUAGCCGAAACUUUUGGAUUUCAAGAAAAUUACAUCAAGAUCGUAAUAAAUAAGAAACAACUUCAACUAGGGAAAACCCUUGAAGAACAAGGAGUGACUCACAACGUAAAGGCGAUGGUGCUAGAGUUGAAGCAGUCUGAAGAGGAUGUGAGGAAAAGCUCCCAGGUGGAGGAAGAGGAGCAGAAUGAGGCUGAGCUGAAGGAGAAACGCAUUCAGAGGACCAAAAGGGGGUUGGAGAUCCUGGCAGAGAGAGCGGAGAUGGUGGAUCCGGAAACGAUGCCUUACUUAGACAUUGCAAACCAGACGGGCAGGUCCAUCAGAAUUCCCCCUGCCGAAAGGAAAGCCCUUAUGCUAGCUAUGGGAUACCAUGAGAAGGGCAGAGCUUUUCUGAAGAGAAAAGAGUACGGCAUAGCCUUGCCAUGCCUUCUGGAUGCUGACAGGUAUUUCUGUGAGUGCAAGGAGCUUCUGGACACUGUGGACAACUACGCGGUUCUCCAGCUGGAUAUCGUGUGGUGCUACUUCCGCCUGGAACAACUGGAAUGCCUCGAUGAUGCAGAGAAGAAGCUGAACUUGGCCCAGAAAUGCUUUAAAAACUGUUAUGGAGAGAAUCACCAGAGACUGGUCCACAUAAAAGGAAAUUGUGGGAAAGAGAAGGUACUGUUUUUAAGACUCUACUUGCUUCAGGGGAUUCGAAACUAUCACAGUGGAAAUGGAGAGGAAGCUCGGGAGUAUCUCAACAAGGCGCGCCAGCUCUUUAAAGAGCUGUACAUCGAUCCAUCAAAAGUUCACAACUUGCUGCAGUUGGGGUUCACCGCCCAGGAAGCCCGGCUUGGCCUGCGGGCUUGUGAUGGGAACGUGGACCAUGCAGCCACACAUAUUUCCAACCGCAGAGAGGAAUUGGCUCAAAUAAAGAAGGAGGAGAAGGAGAAGAGGAAACGCCGCCUGGAAAGUAUCAACACUUUGAGAGGAAUGGGCUACUCCACACAUGCGGCCAAACAGGCCCUUCACCAGGCCAGAGGCAACGUGGACGACGCCCUGACGAUUCUCCUCAGCAACCCCCACAUGUGGUGGUUACAAGAUUCAGACCCUGAAAACAACAGCCGACAAGCAAGCCCUUCCCAGGAAAGCAUCGACCAACUGGUGUACAUGGGUUUUGACACAGUGGUGGCUGAAGCCGCACUAAGGGUGUUUGGAGGCAAUGUCCAGUUGGCCGCUCAGACGCUUGCGCACCAUGGAGGAAGCCUUCCUCCCGACCUGCAGUUGUCAGGAGAGGACUCCUCCUCCACUCCAUCCACAUCCCCGUCUGACUCUGCAGGGACCUCUAGUGCCUCAACAGAUGAAGACAUGGAGACAGAGGCCGUGAAUGAGAUCCUGGAGGACAUCCCGGAGCACGAGGAGGACUACCUGGACUCCACUCUGGAGGAUGAGGAAGUCAUUAUUGCCGAGUACUUGUCCUACGUAGAAAGUAUAAGGUCUGCCGCAAAGAACAACUGAACAGAAAUAAGUGCUACAUUUCUGCCUAUAAAUUCUGUCGUUGUGAACGGUCGAAUGCAGCUCUUCUUUGCGUUCCUCUUGCUUUUCAACGAUUUUGCUCCAAGUAGGCUUCUUCCUCAGGUACAGGGACCCGGCAUAGUGAAGAGAGGCUUUCUUUGUUGGGAAGAGGACAGUGGAGGACAGGGAAUUCCCAGGCUCUGCUGUUUCCCUUCUGCCUCCAGGUCUGCACCCCUGACCCUGCCCUCUCAGUUUUCCAUCCAAGUCUGGGAAGCAGGGCGGUCCGCAGAGGGACAGGGAGUCUGUCUCCUGUCCUCCUCAGCCAGCCCUCCCUCCUGUGCACUUUUCCUCCUCCCCUGCUGUUGGAGCUGCCCUCUUCCACCACUGCCUCUGCUGCGCAAGCUUACCUCAGCCCUUGCUAACCCUGCCUCACCCCUUGACUCUUCAUUCCAAGUGCUGUGGGCACAAUGAGAUAUAUAUAGGCCACAAUCCCGUACCAAAUGGUAGCAGAUACCUUGAUCUUGAAAUGUCAGUGUUUUGUGCUCUUAGAUCAGUAAAGUCUGUACUUAAAAUUCAAAUCAGAGUUGCAAAUCAGAGUUUCUAUGAAUUCUCAAUUCCUCAUACAAAGUGAAAGUCUUUUAUUAAAUGGAAGUUUUAAAUGCUAA
This is a messenger RNA of Cricetulus griseus (Chinese hamster), 2537 nucleotides long. NCBI's taxonomy places the organism in Eukaryota, Metazoa, Chordata, Mammalia, Rodentia, Cricetidae. The record is from RefSeq and is a predicted model, not a curated record.